AGGAAAGCUGAAGUACAACAUUCAUCGCCAUGUCAACAACGGGAGGAACCCUAACACCGGAGCAGUUUUCUACGGCGGCCACACAAUUUUUGUCGCUAUCCAGACGCAUUGGAGAUUGCUGGGAGUUAGUGGAAUCACCCGUCCACGGAACCAACGAUUAUCUGCGAAAAUCAGUGAAGCAAAAGCUCUUGAUUGGAUCUCGAACAAUUGUUGCUGAAAAUACCAUCGAUGAUGAAGAUGAACUCUCCCAGAAUGAUCCGUCCGAACUCAAAGUGGCCCACGACCAAUCCGAGUUGGUUCAGUUCGAAUAUCACGUUGUAUAUAGCGUCAGCUAUCAGGUUCCGAUGAUGUACUUUAACGUUUAUAAGUCAAAUGGAACACAACUUCGACUGGAGGAAGCUUGGACGGCCUUCCGAGAGCUAGUUUCUACCGAAGAACACGAACAACUGAAGCAAACGCUAACCCAAAUGGAACAUCCGGUUCUGUUUCGACCGUUCUUGGCCCUUCAUCCGUGCCGAACGGCACAGGUUCUGGGAAAUGUGAACCAAAGUCAUAACAAAAUAGUCUCGUUCCUAUCCUCCUAUGGACCUUUCGUAGAUCUGAAGCUGGAUAUACGAUAUGCAGAUGAAGAAGCUGGUUAAGGAUUUUUAAAUUUGAAAAACCUUGGAUGUGCGUAUUAAACUUUAACAUGCUAAAAGAUUUGUAAGCCAGAAACA
Uranotaenia lowii is the source of this 716-nucleotide messenger RNA. RefSeq names its product ubiquitin-like-conjugating enzyme ATG10 (gene Atg10). Gene Ontology annotation, molecular function: Atg12 transferase activity. The record is from RefSeq and is a predicted model, not a curated record. Gene Ontology annotation, biological process: protein modification by small protein conjugation; protein lipidation; macroautophagy. Gene Ontology annotation, cellular component: intracellular anatomical structure. The coding region runs from base 30 to 641 and encodes 203 amino acids. Lineage: Eukaryota; Metazoa; Arthropoda; Insecta; Diptera; Culicidae. The transcript is spliced from 2 exons.